GGACUAUACACCUCUGGACAUUGAGAUACCACCUCUGACAGUGAAGAAUAUAAAGUUUGGUGUUUUUGUUGAAGAUAAGAAGGGGCGGUAAUGCACCUUAAAGCUUAAAGCUUUUGGCCAACCGAGGAGAAGAAGAAACAGAAGGAGGAGAAGAAGAGAGAGCGUGCGCCUGGUCUCCAUGGCCGUGACGUCUCCAGUAAUUUAAAAUUGAACCGGGAAGAAGAAGGGAGUAGAGUAUACGGAGAGGAAGAGAGGAACACUCAGCUGGGUAACAAUGAAUGAGCUGGAAGAUGUCAGCCAUCACAUCCAGGACAGGAUCUCUUCCUUACAGCGCAUGCUGGAUCUGUCUGCUGCUGAAUUGCCUCAAAGUAAGAUGAAGAAGCUUGGUCAAGAACUCUUUGCACUGGAGGAACUUCUGGAGGAGUUUGAAAAGUGUGUUGGUCAACAGAGAGAGCAGCUGGAGCAUCUGAAGCAACUUGAGAAGUCUCUCCAGAAGGAUUUGGAGGGCGUCCAGCACAUUAAGGACAACGUACCUGCACACAUGCCCCGGAAGAAAGAGCCAGCAAAUGGAAGCCAACCUGUAAAGAACCAGAGAGAAGGUGGAGAUCUUCAGCCAGCCCAGCCGGAAAAUGUCAAAAAGACCAACAAGAGCUCCGUCAGAGAGCUGGAGGUCAUCACUAUGCCAGAGUUUCAGAGCAUCCCUCAGUACAUGAAAGGACGUGCAUCAUAUGAACAACUUAAUGCCGCGGUGCAGAGCAUCAACACGGCGGCAGCAGCCAAGUACAAGAUCCUCCGACAGCCGCUGAAAAGUCUCAACAAUCACGCACGCAAGCUGCACCAGCGCUUCAAGGACCAGGAGACAAAAGACACAAAAGGUCACCAUUUUGUGGUGGAGGACGACAUCCGUGAAUUUACUCAGAUGAAGGUGGACAAACGCUUCCAAGGGAUUCUGAACAUGCUGCGACACUGCCAGCGGCUCCGGGAGCUUCGAGGGGGGGGCGUCAUCCGAUAUAUGUUGUUAUGAACCAACGUGACUUCAUCCCAUGAAUUUGCGCUUUCACUUAGGUCGUUUUUUUUUCUUUUUUAUUAGACAACAAUUAUACAUAUGUUGUUUUUGAUUUGUCAGAUAUUUGGCCUCAGCACACUUUUCGGAGCAAAAAGUGACCGUCACAGAAUGUGAGCCCGCUCAAAUUGUCAUCUAAAUGUACACAUUUAAAGAUUUACCCAUGGAUGUGCUUUAAUGUGCCACCUAUAUGUGCGCAUAAUACUGGAAUAUGUAUGUGUUUGUAUGUUGUGGUAUAAAUCACUAUAAAGACUUUUCUAUAUUGAGACAUUAACAUUGUUAAAAGUGUCAACAGCAUCUUGCAUUAAGCUAAACUAAAUAAAAAUCAAAGAAAAAUGUGACUAAUAACUUGAAAUACUUAUCCCUCACUAUUCUA
Molecule: messenger RNA, 1439 nt
Organism: Perca fluviatilis (European perch)
Lineage: Eukaryota; Metazoa; Chordata; Actinopteri; Perciformes; Percidae
Gene: ska1
Product: spindle and kinetochore associated complex subunit 1
Exons: 8
Coding region: 275-1024 (249 amino acids)
Biological process (GO): chromosome segregation; regulation of microtubule polymerization or depolymerization; mitotic cell cycle
Cellular component (GO): spindle microtubule; mitotic spindle; outer kinetochore
Molecular function (GO): microtubule binding
Source: RefSeq, a predicted model, not a curated record